AUGAAAUUUCUUACCUUAUUUACUAUUUUCUUCCUUAUUGCUACAAUCAAUGCUAAUUUGAUUUGCCAACUUUGCUUAGAUUUCUGUAAGGAUCUUGAAAAAGAAUUAGAAAGUGAUGAACCAGAUAUGGAAAAGAAAGCUAAUGCCAUCUGUGAUAGAUUAACUCACAACAGUCCACUUCUUGAUAACGUUUGUAAACAACUUGUUGACAGUGAAUUACAAACAGUUGUUGGAGGUCUUGAACAAAACGAACCACCACAAAAAAUUUGCCAAGGAAUUGGAAUGUGCUAA
Messenger RNA from Strongyloides ratti, 291 nucleotides. Its product is annotated as Saposin-like type B, 2 domain and Saposin B domain and Saposin-like domain-containing protein. The record is from RefSeq and is a predicted model, not a curated record. NCBI's taxonomy places the organism in Eukaryota, Metazoa, Nematoda, Chromadorea, Rhabditida, Strongyloididae. The transcript has 2 exons. The coding region runs from base 1 to 291 and encodes 96 amino acids.